AAAAGGUUCAAACCAGACCUUGAGCGACAACACCCUCUGGUGAAAAUCGAUAAUUAGCCGGUCCAUCAGCUAGACUACUAUCGUGCCGGCAAACUUGCUUUGCUGCGGGUGUGCAAUGCGCAGUAAAAAUAGUACCGUGGUAUGGGAGGGGUGGGUUGGAACAAAUCAGAUGAAGAGGAAAGCAAAGCAGGCAAAAGCUUGUCCGUCCAUCUUCAAAAAAAAAAUACCUCAUCCCCCAACAAGCACACGGACAAUCAGGCGGGUUCUCUCACGAGUGUCUGUGCUUCUGAAGGAAAAGAAGAUAACCUUGCCCCUUCCUGAGAACUCAUCAUACAUGCGUUUUUCCUUCAAACGAAUUAUCAUGUCGAGAGAGGAGGGGGAGGGGCACGAGAUAGUGGCAGCACAUAAUCGUCGUUGGCAUAGUAGAAUAUCGAAAUCGAGCUUCCUAGGUGCCAUACGCAAAACCUUGGGGAAGUACCGGUACUCCUCCUCCACGAGCCGCACUCACUCACGCGUACCAACGCCUUUUACUAAACCCGUCCCGCAUGUGCCUACUCACCAAAACGAUGGGAGGCCGGAUCCAACACCACUCAACAACAAAUUGAACCAGAAGGGUGGUCCUUCAAUACCCAUAACAAGGGACAGGCCAGACCAAACCUCGCCUACAAGGGAAGAAAAUAAUCCAACAUGGACAGCCCCGGAUCACAACCUUAACCCAGAACCUACAGUGCUGUCGCAACAUGAGAUCCAGAGCUUAUUCUCUGGAGCCCCUGUCUUUGCGGCGUCUGGCAAGAAGGCUUCCGGGGGGUUGAGACCUAGGGUCAUGUUUCCUUUUGACGAGGAUGCGGAGGAUCGGAGAGGGUUGUCCGAUUGUCCCCCGAUUGAGCACGCGGCGUUUUCUUUGUGCACUUCGAGACCGCACCGUGCGCUGAGCGGGUAUGAGAAUACGACGGAUCAUGGAUUGGUCAAUGAGGAGCCGAGCAUGCUUUCUUUUCAAGGGAUCGAGCCAGGGACCUGUGGGUGGGAGUACUUUUUGAAAUACCCCGUUAGUGACUCUGAGAAUAGGGAUGAGGAAGAGGAUGAUGAUGUAAUAGCUGGAGGAGGAAGGGAAAGAGAAACAAGAAGAGCUAGUCUUGGGAACGCAAAAGGAGGUUUGCGAACAGUGGAAAUGGGAUACAUAUUUGAGAGGUUAAAAGAGUUGGGUGAAAUCUAUCACGAGACCAAAAGCAAACUACCCAAUGGACGGAAGCCACUACAGGGAGGGGCACAGCGAGGGAUACUGGAAAAGUACUCUUCAUUGGAGCUUUACACAAACUUAUUUACCAGGCUAUUGUACCCCCCAACCCGAAUUACCACAGCCGACCUCCACGAUCCAUAUAGCUUAAAGGUUCAGAUUGUAGCUUUGAGGGAAACCCUUGCAAUGGAGAAGCUUUGGCUGGAUUUCUCGAUUGUGGGAUGGAGGAUACGGCUAGGGCAGAUCUUGUGGGGGGAGAACCCCACGGUGGAAUCCCCAAACAACGAAGAUGGGGAGAGGGGAGCUGCCCCUCUAGGGAGUAACACUGAAAAGGUUUGGCUAUUACUCCAAAUUCUCCUUGGGUGCGAGUUGGUUGUUAGGAUGGAUGCCAUACUCAGCGAGGCAAACUCUGGAGACUCCUCUGUUAUUUCGAUGGGGUUAGGGAACGAACUACUUGACGAGUCUAAAACCAUGGGAUCUAGGAAGGUUGAGUGGGAUAUCGCCCUGGCACGGCGAUGGCUCGAAAACGUCAAACUGGUCGAAAGCGAAGUUGGAAAGGAAGAAAAGACAGAAGCUCCCCCAACACCAGCGAAGAAGGGAUGGUUCUCGAGUCGUUCUUCAGAGCCAUCACCAACGGAUCAGAGCGAGUCGGAAGGUGGCGAUGACGAAUCGACUUUGGGUAGAUCCUACGACGCUUUUGUUUGGCCCCGGAAUCACACGAGGCAACUCUCUGGGCUGCUAUAUUUCGCUAGACGCCUCCAAUGGCCACAGAUAGAACUUCUAUCCGCCAUGCUGCGGGAGAAGUUGAGCCCACCGUCAAGCUUUUCAACCCCGUCGCAGUCUAUGGCUGUUACACCUUUGGAUACUCCAUUAUCUGGAGCUGGAGGGAAUGGGUAUUUUCCACCAUUUGUAAGGCCAAAGAGGGUCAGGGAGCUGCCAUCAUCCGGGAUAUCAUCCGAUAGUAGCUUCGGAAUGGGUGGGAGGGGAUCUGGAUUCCCGAAAGAGAUGGGAUUUGGAGGGUGGCUUUCAAGGACGUACUUCUCCGGGUUGAUACUUCCUGGGGAGGGAUUGCCUCACUUUCUCAUCUCUACACUGCUGGAGAGUGAUGCUUUAGCGGUCGAGAAGCUUGGGUUCCGCGCAAAUCUGUAUAGUGGAUUUCAGUACGAUGGAAUGACGUGGUGGAGUUCAUCCAGCACCGUGGGCAAGGUGUUGGCCGGGUAUGAUGGGUCGAGGGAGGUUGGAGGAUGGAUUGGACCUUGUUUAGGGAGCGGGCUCGGAGAGGUCGGGAUUAUUGAUGACGGAUGGGUUGAUGCUGUAAUGGUGCAGCUGGACGAGGAGCCGAGGGCUAAAAGACCGUAUGCCAUUAAGGAAGAGUCAAAUCCAUUGGGAAAGGGGCCCAAAGGCAGCAGGGCAGUGCUGUCGAGUGAUUUCACUAUGCCACGAGAUGAAAUUAAUGAGGAGGAAAAUGUUAUUCUCGAAGGCCUUGUGUUUAAGGGUGUCGCUAGAGAGCCUGGGGAGCUGGCUGGGGAGCUUUCACGUUACGAAGUUGAGCUUCACUUUUCCAUUCUCCCGCUAAACGAAAAGCUCGAGGUCAAGCUCACCUACGACGUCUUUUUCAUCAGUUCAUUCCCAUGUCUUGAGCCCCCAGCCAGCAUGAACUCGGUCAAAACUGGACACCUACUACAUAAAGACUUUCCUUAUCAGUCUGUUGCCGUAGACGCAUUAACAGAAGAAAGUUUUAAGGACAGAAAUAGCAUCCUUGUCAUCGAAGCCGGCGGUGUAGAUGGGGGUAGUGAGGUGCUAGCAAGGGCAUGGUGCUCAAUGAUAGGCACUCAUGCUAUCAUAGGUAGAAAAGGAAGGACGUGUUUAGGUUGUUGUGUUAGAGAAGCAAGUGGGUUGGGUAUCGGCGUUGUUAUCAGGAUUGCAUGAGAUAGCAUCCCCCAAUAGGGCUAAUAUUAUUUUCGCAUUUUUAACGUCGGUGUUAGUGGUCUCUUUUCUCCACCCCCCCUUGUUUUCCCCUUUGCCCAAUUGUUUCUCAAUUAAAUAAUUUUAUAAGGUAUAAUUUAUGAUGGGAAAUGAAUGUUGUUGGCUUGGG
Molecule: messenger RNA, 3329 nt
Organism: Tuber melanosporum (Perigord truffle)
Lineage: Eukaryota; Fungi; Ascomycota; Pezizomycetes; Pezizales; Tuberaceae
Exons: 2
Coding region: 362-3163 (933 amino acids)
Source: RefSeq, a predicted model, not a curated record